AUGGUAAAUAGACCAGGAAAUAUGAAAGCGGUUCAAGAAUUAAAAACCAAAUCAUUGCAGAUAUCUUCCUUUCCUUUUAAUUCACAAAUCUGUUUACUCAUCAUGCUGAGUUUUCGAGUAAAUGAUGAAGCUCGUCUUCCAAAACUUUUUCAGCAAUUUCGAGUUUCUGUGAAAAUUUUGAGAUUUAAAAAGAAUUAUGUUGGGAAACUGACCACAUGCAGCAUUAAAACACCUCACAACUUAUUCCAAUCUCUAAAUAAGAAUGUUACAUAA
Clunio marinus is the source of this 273-nucleotide messenger RNA. Lineage: Eukaryota; Metazoa; Arthropoda; Insecta; Diptera; Chironomidae. The record is from the annotation of a GenBank genome assembly.